Messenger RNA from Ipomoea nil (Japanese morning glory), 435 nucleotides. RefSeq names its product beta-1,6-galactosyltransferase GALT29A-like. NCBI's taxonomy places the organism in Eukaryota, Viridiplantae, Streptophyta, Magnoliopsida, Solanales, Convolvulaceae. Gene Ontology annotation, molecular function: sialyltransferase activity. The record is from RefSeq and is a predicted model, not a curated record. The transcript is spliced from 2 exons. The coding region runs from base 1 to 435 and encodes 144 amino acids.
AUGGGGAACCCAUUUGCGAAAAUGCCCCAAGCUGUAGUUUUUAACGACACCCUUCUCAAGUAUGCGAGCCUGGAUAUUGGGGAGCCUCACUUGAGUAAGGAGGUUGAUGAGCUGUUAGAAGAUAUCAUAUUGACCUUAGAAUCAGGCAAGUUUAACCUGCUCUGGCUGAGUUUCCGGAGGUAUUUGCGUGAUUGGUUUCGUAAUAGGAAGCUUCAGACUGAUUCUAUGAUUGGUUUGUUGCAUGGAGUAAAAGUUUUGAUUGAUAAGCACAAUGGGAAAUCGGAACUGGAGAAGGAAAUGUACAUUUCUUGUGCAGUUGUGGGGAAUAGUGGGAUUUUAUUGAAUAGUGAGUAUGGCAAGGUGAUUGAUGGCCAUGAGGUUGUGAUACGAUUGAAGAAUGCAAGAACUGGAGGGUUUGAGAGGAAUGUGGGCUAA